Molecule: messenger RNA, 1347 nt
Organism: Megalops cyprinoides (Indo-Pacific tarpon)
Lineage: Eukaryota; Metazoa; Chordata; Actinopteri; Elopiformes; Megalopidae
Gene: abhd10b
Product: abhydrolase domain containing 10, depalmitoylase b
Exons: 5
Coding region: 8-877 (289 amino acids)
Biological process (GO): protein depalmitoylation
Cellular component (GO): mitochondrion
Molecular function (GO): hydrolase activity, hydrolyzing O-glycosyl compounds; palmitoyl-(protein) hydrolase activity
Source: RefSeq, a predicted model, not a curated record
CAGAAGCAUGGCAGCCGCGGUGCUCAGGAGCUGCCGCGCAGGGGUUCUCCAAAAAGCUGUCCGCGGAAAAGUCGCCGUUUUUUCGUCCACAUGCUUGGGAGGGGUCAUGCAGAAGUCCACAGUUCAGUAUCUGACACGCCCAGACCUGCCGAAGCUGGCCUAUCAGAAGGUGAAAGGGAAGAGUCCGGGCGUGGUCUUCCUGCCAGGGUUUGCCUCCAACAUGAGCGGCCAGAAAGCAGAGGCACUGGAGGAGUUCUGCAAGUCAUUAGGCCACUCCUACCUGAGGUUUGACUACACGGGCUGCGGGUUGUCGGAGGGCGUGUUUGCGGACUGCACGGUGGGCAGCUGGAAGCGGGACGUGCUCUGUGUGCUGGACGAGCUGGCAGAGGGACCACAGAUUCUGGUUGGCUCCAGUAUGGGCGGCUGGCUCAUGCUGCUGGCCGCCAUCGCCCGGCCGGAGAAGAUCGCCGCCCUGGUGGGCAUUUCCACUGCAGCGGAUCACUUCGUCACGGCCUUCAAGUCCCUGCCGAUAGAGGUGAGGAAGGAGGUGGAGGAGAAGGGUCAGUGGCUGCUUCCCUCUAAGCACAGUGAGGAGGGAGGCUACACGCUAAGCAUGGACUUCCUGCGGGAGGCGGAGUCACACUGUGUGCUACACAGCCCGGUGCCACUCACCUGCCCGGUGCGGCUGAUCCACGGGCUGCAGGACGAGGACGUGCCCUGGCACGUGUCCCUGCAGGUGGCCGAGCGCGUCCUCAGCACCGACGUGGACGUCAUCCUGCGGAAACAUGGCCAGCACCGCCUGUCCCAGAAAGACGACAUCAAGCUGAUGGUCUACACCAUCGACGACCUCAUAGACAAACUCACCACCAUGGUGUGAGCGGGCGGGGCCCCGCAGGACACGGUGCCAACCCCCCCACCCCUUCCCCCUCUCCUGGGGGGUGUGACCCCGGAGCGCUGGGAGAGGAGAGGAGAGGGGCACGUUUACACCCCCUCCUCUACACCCCGCGAUGAUCUGUUCUUUUUUUUUACAGUUUACUCAGUUCAGUGUUGUCAGUAAAGCUGUUUUUGUCAUGCUGCUAUCUCCUUUGGACUGACCACACCUCCCGGUGCAGAACUGUUCUGGUCCAAACGCCAGGUUCCGUUCUCUCUUCCUGUGCCUUUUUUUUUAUUAUUACUGUUCAAACCGUGUGUCCCAACACUGAUGCAGCCAAUAAAGCGCCUGCCUCCCAGACUCAGCGUCUCGCUGCUGUGGAGGCUGCACUGUGCUCACAGACCCCCUGUGAAAAACGCAGCUCUGUGGCGCAGUGGGAACGAGCAAGGCCUGUAACCAAAAGGUUGCUAGUUCAA